GCCAGCUGGACAGCCCGUCUGUCCUAUGGGGACGAGCGGCAGAGGAGGGCGAGUAGGCGGUGCCGGGCGCUCGCCAAUGCCGCUGCCGGGAGGGCAGGAGCCUGGCUGAGCCGCCGCGCCAGCUCGGGGUUGGCUGCUGAUCGCGUCAGAGUCGGGGCGAGAGUCAGGUUGGGCUGGCAGGAGCUGUCGCUCCCUCGGUGAGCCGGUGAGGCAGUGGGAGUGGCUGACUCACCCUAUACAACCCUAUGGAUGGACCUUCAUCAGCAUACUCAUUUGCCUGUCCUUCAUGUUCCAGAGCUUCAUACCUAUUGUGCAAGGGGACCUGGGAAGCACAAUGGCUGACAAUAAAGCAAAGCCGACCAAACCUGCAAAUAAGACUCCUCCAAGGUCUCCUUCAGAUCCAACUAAGGACCGAGCUGCAAAACGAUUAUCCUGUGAUUCAAAUAGUUCCCAUGAGGGAGCUGUGGCAGGAGAAAUAAGUGCUCUGGAAGAGGCCUUUAGAAAAUUUGCUAUCCAUGGUGAUACAAGAGCCACAGGAAAAGAAAUGCAUGGGAAGAACUGGUCUAAGCUGUGUAAGGACUGUCAGGUGAUAGAUGGGAAGAAUGUGACAAUCACAGAUGUUGACAUUGUCUUCAGUAAAAUCAAGGGAAAGUCUUCUAGAACUAUUAGUUUUGAACAAUUUAAAGAAGCUCUUCAGGAACUCUCCAAGAAGCGAUUUAAAGAAAAAAGUGAUGAGGAAGCAAUUCAAGAAAUAUAUAAACUAAUUGAAGGAAAAGCACCAAUUAUAUCUGGAGUAACGAAAGCGAUUUCUUCUCCAACUGUGUCACGCCUUACAGAUACAUCAAAAUUCACGGGUUCUCACAAAGAGAGGUUUGAUCCCAGUGGGAAAGGAAAAGGCAAAGCUGGCCGAGAAGAUCUGGUUGAUACUUCAGGAUAUGUAUCUGGCUAUAAGCAUGCAGGCACAUAUGAUCAUAAAGUACAAGGAAGCAAGUAAGGCUUGAAGGUUUAAAAUACAGGGGGAGAAAGGGAAAGAGAGAAUAUAUUUUUAAGAAUGACAUAGAUGAGUCCCACGUGUUUCAGUUAUUGUGAAUGCUAAGACUAUGUGUUCAAGAAGUUUUUUUCAGAAACUGGAACUGAUUUUAACAUCUGCUGAGCAACUUGCAGCAUAGCACCACUUCAUUACAUUCCUUAUGUGUAUAUUGGCAAAAGAAAACGUACCAGUACAAAAAGGACAUCAUUUUGUUGAGCUCUUUAGACGAAAAGAAAAAAGCAAUGUCAAGAGCUGUUAUGCCACACUUUGUCAAUCCGAGCAAAAAAUAAAAAAUAAAUAAAAAAAAAAAUUCAAACAUUCCUAAAUAUCCAGUUGCUCUGAGGUUGUAGAAGAGAACCCUCUGAAAAAAGGUUCUUUCAUAGCAGCAUUUCUGAAAAGUAUGCCAUUACUUAGGCAGUUUGAUUUCACUACUGUUCUGGGGCUUUUAAAAAAAUGUCUUUUAUGGGAUCUGGCACUUUCCUUAAAAGAUUCAACAGUGUAUUAUUGUGGAGUAAGUUGUUGUAUUAUAUAAGGCGCUAAUCUGUAAAUUUCAUACAUCAUUUAUGAAAACUGAAAAGAAAAAAAAAAGGAAAAACAUAUUUUUGUGACAAUACAGGUUCUGAUGUAUUUAUGUCAGCAGAAGGAGGUGGCAAAUAUGAACCCUUACUGUCCUCGUGUCUGUUCUUUCUGCAUUGUUAUUGUGUUUACUGUAGUGCGUUUCUGACUGGCUGGAUUUAGAUGGAGCUAAUGUACUAACGUGGUGGGUGAGGAACAAGAUCUUGCUAUGAAAGUCUUCUAGGUCUUUUUGUAGUCUGUUCUCAAAUUUGAACUAAUUAUGCUUUAAAACCUUGAAUAUGACUAAACACUGCCAAUCAGAUUGCUAUUAAGUGAAUGUUGUGCACAUGCAUUGGCAUAUAUCCCCUUUAAGCUCUAACACAUGCAAUGGAAGUUUAUGGCCUUUUGUAUUAAGGAAAUAUAUAAUAUUAAUAUCCACAUAAUUAAUUAUAAUGAAUUGUAAUUAAUCACACAGAAAAAUAUACCGUUAUACCCAGGCUACGUGUUCUGUUAGUUUUGUCUGAAGCCGAAGGAUUUGUUUCUCUGUGCUGCCUUACUUGGGAGUGAUUUUAUUGAUGGGAAUAGCUUUAUAUUUCUAUGGAAAAAACAAUUGCAUACAUUUAAGGUACAGGCAGCUGGGUGUGACCUGCCUCUGGCUCAGAUUGCCAAAACGAGUUAACAGGAAUAAAAAUCACUCUUCUUCUUCUUCUCCUUUUUCUUUUUUUUUUUUUUUUUUUUUUUUUUUUGUCUUUGUAUAUGUGUGCAUACAUGUUACUGGUUAAACAAGAGAGAAAAGGCCAGUUCAAUUUUCUGUGAGAGCUGAACAAGUACUCUGACGUAUUGCUCUGCCUGUAAAAUUAUAAAAGAUAUAUUUUGGAGUAUUUAAAAACACCUUCUAGUAGUUUUGCUUUGCUUGUUUUCAAACAGAUGCACUGAUUUUAAUGUUUUGACUGUGGAUAAAGGCUGAUAAGUUUACAGUUUUUCUCCUACUCUGAUCAGCAUGCCUUUCAGAGUUAUAAGCUGUAUACUCUGAUCUGUGUCAUCAUAUUUCUUGCAGGUCACAAUCUGUAUUUGGCCUAUAUACAGAAAGCGCACUGGUUUUCAGUCCCUAACUGUUCAUGUUUUGUUUUUCUGACAUUUGGCCUGUCUUGUAAUUCAGCCUCCAAUGACCCUUUGAACCCAUGCUUCAGCCUGAACGCAAACAGCAAUGUGCAAAUACAAGGACUUCCUCAUGAACUUGAAGAUUUUUUGUUUGUUUAUAAUUUGUUUUGGUUUUUGUUUUGAGGAGGGAAGGAAGUUUGCCGAAGACUCAGCACAUGCUAUUGUAAGGAUUUGAAUAUCUUCUUCCCAUGAUUGACUCUGCUUAUCUGGGAAGAUUUUUGACGCAUCUAAGGAUGCUCAGGAUGAGAAGCUUUUUGAAGUCUUGACUAACUUAUUGCUCUUGAAGAAAAGUUUCAGUGGAGUGAAGGAGCACACACUCCUUUGUUGCACUGCUUACCUGUCACACUCCGAAAAAGAAAAUAGCACAUUGUUAUACAAGCAACGAUUAAAUUUUUCCAGCAUGGCAGUAGACUGGCUAACUGCAGAGAACCCUCUUUGUGAUACAGCAUUCAUGCCUGUGCACCUCAGGAACACCCUGGGAUAGGCCUGUAGCUUUUUUUGUAAGUAAAGAGGCUAAGUCUGUAACUCUUGACAAAUCCUCAGCUAAGUUACAGGCACGAUCAAUGCCCCUGUUCUUCCCGUUGACUCAGAGACUUAACUUAUUGGUAGCUGAAAAGAUCUGGACCCUGCUUGAAUCAAAGGUGAGGUCUGGUCUAUUGCAGAGCUCUUCCAACACGUUUUUGAUCUUGCUGUUUGUUGCUAGCUAGCUGUCAUGACAGGAAUAGUAGGUGAUACCUAACCUAAGGUGCACAAGUGAUAGGCUUUCUAAAGUACACAAAUGCAGAUACCAAAAUGUUACUGCAGAAGAAGGAAUGACAGGUUAGAAAAGUUUUACAGACUUACUAGGUUUUAAAUUGCUAGUCCAUGGCAUGAGCAAAAUAGGCACACUCGUAAGAUGUAGAAGGCAUGCAAAAGAAUUGGGAGUGGGGACAGAUUCAAGCUGGCACUUGAAAUGGAACAAAACUGCAUACUUGGAAGAGGCUGAUGGAACUAGCCAGCAGUCUGCUAGAGCUUAACUUUAUAUUACAGUAUGAAAUUCCUGCGAGAGCAAAACACUUUGGAUGGACCUGAUGCAAAUUUGUGCAAUAUAUACAGUGAUAUAUUAAGUUUUGGAUCAGGACCUGAAAAGGUGCUUCAGAUAGCAUAUGGUAUUCUGUUUUGAAGGACACACUUUUUCUUCUUCACUGCAGAUGGAUAGCUUUAAAUCUCUAUCAAAUACAUGAAAAGAAAUUUGAUAUGACAGCGAAGAAAGGAAGUUGUGGCUGGAAAAGUAGUAAUCGGUAAACAUUUUCCUCUCUACACUUGAUACAGAAGAUGCAGGCUAUGAAUGAAAGCAUAAAACCAUAGAAUCAUAGAUGCAUCAUAUAUAUGUGUAUUAGAACUUCAGCCACCCAUUUAUGCUCUUACUUUCUCACUAAUUUUGGUGGGUAGUGAAAAGCCUAAAUAAUAGCUUGAAUGUUAGCCAUGCUUGUUAAUGUUCCAGGCCUAUCUGGAAAUGAAGCCAAGUGUGUAUUUUAUUUGUUCAUUGACUCUUCCCUGCACUGUUAGGACAGCAAGCACAGCUUGUAAUUCAGAGAUUAUGGGAAAGGAGAGGUCAAGAGGUGCAGUAGAGCAUGCUCAUCAUCCUGUGCACCACUAUUCUAGACUACCUAAAUGACAUGCCUGAAGUAAGGACGUGUACUUAAUAAGGUUUGCACUCAUCUCCUUUUUUUGGGCAUCUAAAUUCAUUCCUUCAGACUUUCCAGUCUCAUUUUCAGCAGCCCAUCUGCAGUGCUCUUGUACGUGAUGUCAUCUAUAAAACCCUACUAUUCUUAAUAAUUUUGCUUUCAGUACUGCUGAACAUUGUUUUGAGAUAAACAUGAUCAAAAAGUUCAGGCAGCUUUUCGUGAUAACUGUAUUUAAGAACAAACUCAAAUUAUACCGUUUAUUUAAAAUUAAAGCCUUAGAUACUAUAAUAGUUCGCAAUCUUAAUAAGACUACCUAUACCAGAUUGAGAACAACAAAUUCAAAUCCUGACUGAGGCAAAAGAGUAAUAUUAUGGGAAAUCUUAAGUAAAAUGUGCAGAAGAAUUUUUUUAAUUAUUAUUAUUAGCUCUUGUUUGCUAAUUCCUCUACUCAUUCUUUGUGCUUUAGUUACUUGUUGAGAGUUUUCCAACAGUCAUACCUGUAUGGAAAAUCAGAAACAAGAAUUACUGUCCUUCAUAUGGCUAUCAAAGCUAUCACAGUAUUAUUACUGAAAGGCAGACAUUGAGUUAUAUGUUGUUUCAACAGUCCAGUGUGAACAUUUCUGAUUAAUUGUAACAAAGUACUUGGAAGACCAAAGGAAAUGCGGAACAUUGGCCACUUUCUUACUUUAGGAAAGUGAAAGGGUAAUUUCCAAACUACUGAUGUGUCACACCUUGUUCUUCAUUAACAUAGAGGUUAUCCUUCAAAGAUAUUUUUGAUUAAAGUAUGAUAUUUUUAAUGUAUUUUACUGAUAUUACCUCAAUCAAAAUUUCCUCUGAUAACUUUUUGGAAUCAUGAAGUUCAUGUAUUAUUUAUUUCAGUCAUGUUUUCCCUCUGUUGGCUCAAUUAAUACCAUUUUUAUAGCAGAUGGAAUUCAUUGAUAACCCAGAACUAGAGUAUAUGACUAGUUAAGAGUUUGGCUUGCAAGUGAGAGGUAUCAAGAGAGUCCUUGUGUAUCCUUCUCCAAACCCAAACCUUCAAAGUUGUAGUUAAGAAAGUUUUUUUUUCUUAAGCCUUGUCAUAGUUACAAAAUAAACUUCAAUUAUUUGUGUCUGCAUGUGUGAUAAGUAUCAGCUGUUUGGAAUAUAAACUAGCUUUACAGAAAUUGCAUGUAUUCUGGGGGCAUGCGCCUGUCAUCUGUGAGUAAGAAUUCUCUGUUAGCACUGGCCAAGAAACAAACCAUUUACUCUCAUGAUAGGUAAAAUGUAAUGUGUUGCACCUAGUACAUAUCCUUUAAACUGACUGUUAGCCUUGCGUGUGCACUAAAAUAACUACAGCUUUGUGUACAUUGUUUGUAGUGUGGAUAUUACGUUCUUUCUUUGUUAGUUGAUGGUAGGUAAUGUAAUACAUGAGACUUGUACAAGUUUGUGUGCACACAUACUUUCUAGAUUCAGAUAAAUAAUUAAACUGUGUAGGCACUGUCCUAAACCUUAAACCUUAAAGGGCCAAGCUCUAAUCCUGCAACUGGAGCUAUUCAGGGCCAGUUGGAAAUGCUACCAUUCUAUCUCCAUAGCAUGAAAGGAGGGAUCUAGGAGUGUUUUUAUGUUUUAACACGUACAACUACUCCCUUUCUAUUUCUGGAGGAAAGUGUUCUUCAGUAAAUCUGACAUAGACUUGUUGUGACAAGAAGAGUUCUUCCCUUGUUAGGAAGUAGGAAAGAGCCAGGGAUAAAUCAGUAGUUCCUCUGAGUGCUCCGAGGAGAUCACUUAAAAUUAUGCCCUCUGUAUUUUUCUUUAACCCAACUUUGAGAAGUAAGUUGACACUCACUAUGUAUGUGCAAAGUUUUUUGUCAUCAGUUGAAUAAGUACAUCGUGGUGUACUGGAGCAGGAGAUGGACUCUGACUCACAGUGUUUGUAGACUCGAGCCUUGCGUAAACCUUUAGAAAAUGAAGUACCUGAAACAUGGCAGAUUUCAAACUUGUGUGAAAUUCUUAGUCAGGAGUGGUACAUGAUUCAUGGGUGUGUACCUCCUAUAUUUGGAGUUUUGCCCAUAAAAUAGCAUUUGGACAUUGAGAGUCUAAUUUUGUGCACCCAAGUGCCCAUUUGGCUAACUAGAUAUAAGCUGGAAAUGAUAGACUGAGCUGUUCCUUUUAAGUCUUCAGAGUCCUAAAACUAGUGACAGACCAUUCAUUGCAUUCAUGCUUGCUUGUUUAACUCAAAAAUAAUGUUUCAAAAGAUUUCUCAGCUACGAUGCUUCAGGAGGCUAACGAAUAUUGCAGGUAGAUCCUCCAGAUCUUUACUGUCUAAUCAAUUUAUAUUUUCAGGAACAAAUAACUGUUAUGUACUUGGGGGUUUAUUUUUUGUGUGUGUGUGUGUGUGUUUUAGUAUAUCACCUGAGCUGUAUUUCUUCAAAAUCCACGUAGAGAUGAUGGGAUUCAAAACAAGUUUAAGAUGUAACUGUUUAUAGUUCUUGGAAAAUGUUUCAAUUGAGUUGUUUCAUUCCAAAUAAUUGAUUGCCCACUGUAGGCAGAUUUUGGCAAGAGCAAACUUGAUAAUAAAUAAAUAAUAAUUUGAAAAAAAAAAACAAAAACACAACAAGCAUAUUUACUGAGUAUUUUUGACAGAUUUACAAAUAACAUACUGGUAGUCCAAAAUUAUUUAGAAGUAACAAUAAUUUUGCUUUGUAAUCAUACUCACACACGUGCAUUUGCAUUAUUUUGGGACGGAUGAGUGGCUAGAGUACAGAGGAGGCUUUUUGGCUUGUUCGUUUUGGAUUAUUAUUAUAUUUUUAAUAUAUCUACAAAUUGACACUGGAGAGCCCAACUUGCUAACGUGACCUGGAAAGAUAAUAAAUACCUUCCACAUUCCAUUGUGGGUAAAGCAUCCAAUGACUUAGUUUUCAAAAAUAUUUUUAAAGCAUCUCUUUUUAUGAGUUAGUGUACAGCAUAUGGCGCUUGCACAAAGCAUUUGUAAAGCUCUGAGGUAAUUCAUGUAAUGGCAACUUCAACUUGACUUCAUAUGUUUUUAUUCAAGAUUUUUUAUUACACAUUGUUCAGGACAGGUCACAGACUUGAAUAAAGUUGCAUUCAAGUGAAUUUAAAAUAAAGCCCUAAAACUGUACUCACACUUCAUCCUCUUUACAUUUUACUCUGGAUGCUGUAGAUGAUAAAUGCAAAAAAAAAAAAGAAAAGAAAAAGAAAGGAAGAGCAGCAAUCUAUGUGGUAAUAUUCACCCACAGUGAUGAAUUACUUUAAGCUCCAGUUUAUGUUGGAUGCUUUUCUGCAUGCUUGCGUUUGAUCAAAUGUUAUUUUUAAACAAAGAAAUUAAAUAAUGUGAAAUAAUGCAGCCUGUGCUGUGUUCAGUAGAGUAAUAUUAAUGCAAGUGAAAUGCUGAAUAUCUGUAACAUUUAUCCUAAAUACAUACUAGCUCUUUAUAAAGGCUUUGUGUAAGGGCAGUUAUCCCAUAAACUGUAGGUAAAUCUGUUGGCAGACUACUUGUUAGCACUGCAGUGCAUGAAAUGACAAGGUCAUCAACAAAAACAAGUUACAGGAUGCAGCAGAGUUGUGUCUGUGUUUAUAUUUGUGCUGAGUUCAGAAUAUGUAACUUUUGGCAAAUUACUACAUCAGGGAAGAUGCUUUUAAUGCAAAGGAAUUUGUCUUUCUGUGAAGCAGAGAAAUAGUUGAUGUUGGGUAAGUAUGUAGGCCACUCUGAACGCACUGCCUCCUAUUUGUUUCCAUGGACACUACAACAGGUACAAGGAGCUCAGUAACACUAUUUGGUAAAUUCUCAGCUAUGAGGCAUUUAUUUUUCAGCAUAGUCACCACCAUUAGCUAUGCAUUUUUACCAGCCAUGCACAAGAGCCUGCAUGCAGUGCUUGUAAAGUUCUGUGCCAGCAGUGGCAAUCCACUGAAACACAGCUGCUACUGCCUCACUGUUCUCACAUCCAUUCUUUGAUUUCCAUGUUCGCUCGGCAAGCAUCAAUGAAUGCCAGUGGUUGCCAUCUUUUCUGCAGGGAGGAAUUCAGUGACGCACCUUUGCUUCAUCCACACUUCCAUGCCAGAUGCCAUUUUGUCAGACUGCCCCUCUGCUGCAUCUGUUGCACAGAAGCAAAAUGGAAUGGAGUGUUGGUGGGAAUGUGCAGCUUCUACUGCCAUACCACCAACAACCACCUCUGAUGUCGUGGGCCCACGCACUAAAAUAGGAGGCAUUACUUUCAGAGCACCCCUCAUAUGUUGAUGUUUAUUCUUUGCACGGUUUUAUGUAUCAGAUUUAAAUAUUGCAAGAGGAACAUAUUUAUACAGAAUUAUAUUUUUGGAAUCUCUGGGGUUGGUUUUCUUCAGUCAUUAACCAUUUAUUAAUCUAUCCACAUCAUGCUUUAUUCCUUUGCUAGAUUAUUUAUCUGUCCGUGCUAUCCCGAUUUUUUUUCUUCUUAUUUUUGUUUAGGUGGUUUGAUAAUUUAUUUGCACAAAUUUGAAUGUGCAUGCCAUUAGGAUCUGACUGUAAAGCAAAGAGGCAAAACAGUUUCAUCUUUGCUUACCUGGUGCACUUAUUAAAACCUAAUUGUUAAAUAAUUGAGGUAGAUCGUGACAUAGUUUUCCAUGGAGUACUGUCCAGCAUGAUAAAAGCCUUCAGUGAAUUUUACUAUUUCUUGCUCUUGUUUUGAUUUCUUUUUCAUCUUGGUCUAAAAAAAACUCCAAGACAAAACAAAAGAGCCUAGGAAGCUGCUACCUGCAGUAUUUGCAACAUUUGACAUUUCUAAUAUUAGCUGUCAGCUGUACUGCCUACUUUGUUCACUGUGGAAUUUUCAACAUGGUAAAAACUUUGCAAGAUUAUUUAAUCUUGCAAGCUUACUUUUUUCUCCCCUGUACGUCGAGAAAUCUUUUUGUGAUUAUUGCACAUGAACAAUUUGAGCAAAGCGUGUCUUGAUCUUACCUGCAAUGGCUAAACACAUCCUAAGCAGAGACUUUUAACCAUAUUGUAAAGGGGUCCAGGCACUGUCUGGUGCAAAGCACACUAGGCAAAAUCUUACCACCACUGCAGUCACUGCGAGAAUUCUGACAUUAGCCAAAAUAGAACCACCAUUGUAACGGGGUUAAUAUGCUUAAUAAGCAUGACGAGAAGUUUCGUGGGAUCACAACAUUGAUUCCCUCUUUCCAUAUCUUUGUUUCUGUUAAUUUAAAAUUACUACUACUCGAUCUUUAAAACAAAUAAACUUGAAGGGGGAUCAUAUACUACUAGUUUGUACUAAUUUUUUUUUUUUUUUUUUUUUUUUUCAGGAAAGGGAAACAAAUUAUAUAUAUAUAUGCAAUAUAUUUUUACACUGUUUAUUAAUUUUAGGAAGUAUUAAAUGUAUCACUUUAUCAGUGUGAGUGUCAUAGUAAUGACAAUGCUAUGGAUGUUUUAAACGUUCCAGAGUUGUCUCAUUAAAUUCUAAGAAAGUAUUAACAAAGGAAAAUCUAUUUUGUCUCCAAUGUUACUAUCAAAGUUUUUGGGAAAAAAGUUGAAGUACAGCAAUUUGAAUAGCACUGUAAAAGCUUGGCUUGAGAAGUUGUAGUGAAAUCCAUACUGUAAACACCGUUUUUUAAAGCAGGAGUUCUCGUAAAGUAUGUUACUGCUGUUGACUGACUGUUUAAAUUUGUAUCUUUAGUUGGUAAAGUGAUCAAUAAAUGUGUUACUACAUCA
Lagopus muta (rock ptarmigan) is the source of this 10092-nucleotide messenger RNA. RefSeq names its product tubulin polymerization promoting protein (gene TPPP). The record is from RefSeq and is a predicted model, not a curated record. Gene Ontology annotation, molecular function: tubulin binding. Gene Ontology annotation, cellular component: microtubule. The transcript is spliced from 5 exons. Gene Ontology annotation, biological process: positive regulation of protein polymerization; microtubule bundle formation; microtubule polymerization. Lineage: Eukaryota; Metazoa; Chordata; Aves; Galliformes; Phasianidae. Bases 287 to 994 code for a protein of 235 amino acids.